This is a messenger RNA of Peromyscus californicus insignis, 4617 nucleotides long. RefSeq names its product adaptor related protein complex 5 subunit zeta 1 (gene Ap5z1). Lineage: Eukaryota; Metazoa; Chordata; Mammalia; Rodentia; Cricetidae. The transcript has 16 exons. The record is from RefSeq and is a predicted model, not a curated record. Gene Ontology annotation, cellular component: AP-5 adaptor complex. The coding region runs from base 524 to 3346 and encodes 940 amino acids.
CUAAUGAGACCUUCAAAUAACCUGCUACAGAUUUUUAAGAAACAGAUCAAAUAUUAUGCAUGGUAAUAUUGUUUACCGGGUGUGCAUGUAUGUGUCGAGAAAGGGGAAAUGAUCAACCCUUGGCACACUGGUUUGUCUUGCUGAGGAUGGAGCCCUCACACAGGCUGGACAAGUACUCUACCACCAAGUCACGCCCCCUAGCCCCUCACUGGGGGAUUCUAGACAGGCACUCUACUACUAAACUAUGUGCCUAGUCUUCUCUCCAGGCCCAGAACCUUCCACUUGCAGUUCCGGGAUCAAAGGAAGCUGUUCCGGGGCCAGGAGGUCUGGAUUCCAAGAACUAUGGUUCCAGGGUUCCUUGGCUGACGGCUGACAUAGAUGCCCGGGAGCUGGCCCGGAACCGGCUUCCUCACUGCAACUGAUGGCCCAUGGCCUCCGCCCCGCCCACCUGACGCAAUACCGGAAGUCUGUCUUUCGCUAGCAGGGUCCUCCCACGAGAUGUGGCACCGGAAGCCGGCCCCUCAUGCUCCAAGUUCUCCCACGUGACGCAGCCGGGGCGUGGGAGGGAUGUGCUGGGGCGGGAGGGAGGAGUGAGAGCGAGACAGACGUCGUUCGGUCACAUGACACAUCAUGUGACACCACCCGGAAGUCCGCGACUCGCUUCGGGCACCGGUGGCCUCUAAGCUGCGUCAGGAUGUUCUCGGCGGGCGCGGAGAGUCUGCUGCACCAGGCCAGGGAGAUACAGGAUGAGGAGCUGCAUCGAUUCUGCACCCGGGUCACUAAGCUGCUGCAGGAACCCCCUGGGCCAGCCACCAUGGAUGCCCUGCAGAGGCUCUCGCUCAUUGUCUCAGCCACCAAGUACCCCCGGAGGCUGGAGAAGAUGUGUCUGGACCUGUUGCAGACCACCCUCUGUUUGCCCACAAGCCCUGAGCAGCUUCAGGGCCUGUGUGCCGCUAUCUUGAGAGAGAUGUCACCUUUUGAUGACCUGGCCCUGUCCUGUGAUCACACCCAAAACACCCGGCAGCUCAGCCUUUUGGCCUCUGUGCUAUUGGCCCAGGGAGACAGAAAAGGAGAGAUCAGAUGUGUGAGCCAGCGCAUCUUCAAGAUCCUUGAGAACCGGCAGCCCGAGGGCCCCAGUGUCAGGCACCUCCUCCCUGUCCUGUCCAAGGUCAUUGGCCUGGCCCCAGGCACCCUCAUGGAAGGUACUGGACACUUCUUCCCAAAAGGCCUUCUUGGCUCCUUUCCCACAGCAACUGACUCUAGGGUGUGGUGGAAGGAGGGUUACACUGUUGGAGAACCCUGCAUAACUUCCCAGGUUGUACCCAUGGUGUGGGGGUCUGUUGAGCCCCAUUUUCUCUUGAGCAAACUCGCCACCACCUGGGAACCUAGAGGCUUGACUUUCCAUCACUGCACCCCUCCCCUUCCUACAGACCAGACCAACCUGCUCAGCAAAAGGCUAGUGGACUGGCUGCGCUACGCCAGCAUCCAGCAAGGGCUUCCGUACUCAGGGGGCUUCUUCUCUACACCCAGGACCCGGCAGCCAGGUCCCAUCACUGAGGUGGAUGGAGCAGUGGCUUCUGACUUCUUCACGGUACUCUCCACGGGCCAGCACUUCACAGAGGACCAGUGGCUGAACAUGCAGGCCUUCUCUAUGCUUCGGAAGUGGCUGCUGCACAGUGGCCCUGAGGACCCAGGCAGUCCAGAUGCAGAUGACAAGUCAGAGCUGGAGGGCUCCACCUUGUCUGUGCUGUCCGCCACCUCCACUGCCAGCCGCCUGCUGCCCCCUCGGGAGCGGCUGAGAGAGGUGGCCUUCGAGUACUGCCAGCGCCUGUUAGAACAGAGUAACCGGAGAGCCUUGAGGAAGGGGGACUCCGACCUACAGAAAGCUUGCCUGGUGGAAGCUGUGUUGGUGCUCGACGUGCUGUGUCGGCAGGACCCCUCCUUCCUUUACCGCACCCUCUCCUGCCUGAAGGCCCUGCAUAGGAGGCUGGGUGAAGACCCUGGCAGUGAGCGGGCACUGGUGCCCCUUGCUCAGUUCUUCCUGAACCAUGGGGAGGCGGCCGCCAUGGAUGCAGAAGCCAUCUACCAGCACCUGCUCAGCAGGCUCCCUUCCGAGCGCUUCUACAGCCCGACCCUGGCCUUCGAGGUCAUACACUUCUGCACACACAACCUGACUCUGUUUGACCCCCACUUCCUCAACCUUCUCAGGUUGAGCUUCCCUAGUCUGUUCAAGUUCCUGGCUUGGAACAGCCCUCCCCUCACAGCCGAGUUCAUGGUACUCCUCCCAGCUCUGGUGGAUGCUGGCACGGCCGUGGAGAUGUUACACGCCCUACUUGACCUGCCCUGCCUGACUGCUGCCCUGGACCUACAGCUCAGGUCCACACAGACCCCAUCAGAAAGGCCACUUUGGGAUGUCUCCCUCAAGAUUCCUAGCUGCCUGGAGGCCUUCCGGGACCCACAGCUCCAGGGACUCUUCCGCCACCUGCUUCGUACCAAGGCCAGCGGCUCCACAGAGAGACUGAUGCCACUUCACCAGCUGCUGAAGCCCAUGGCCAGCUGUGCCCGGGUAACCCAGUGUGCAGAGGCAGUACCCAUCCUGCUUCAGGCCUUCUUCUCAGCCGUGACCCAGUUUGCUGACGGGGCCCUGAUCAACCAGCUGGCGCUGCUGCUCCUGGACAGAAGUGACUCCCUCUACCAGGUCCCUCAGUAUGAGGCCCAUGUGCACAGGAUGCUGAGCUCCCAGUUCCUGGUGCUGUGCAAGCUGAAGCCAUCGCUGGUAGUGGAGCUGUCCCGAGAGCUUCUAGAGUUCAUGGGGAGUGUGAGCAGCAUCUGCAGCCGAGCCAGCAUGUUCACCUGUGUGGUGUGGGCCAUUGGCGAGUACCUGUCGGUGACCUGUGACAAGAGAUGCACAGUGGAGCAGAUCAACAGGUUCUUUGAAGCCCUGGAGGCCCUGCUGUUCGAAGUCACCCAGUCCCGUCCCUCGGCCGACCUGCCCUGCUGUCCCCCACAGGUGGUCACUGCACUCAUGACCACGCUGACCAAGCUGGCCUCCCGGAGCCAAGACCUGAUCCCAAGGGUGUCACUGUUCCUGUCAAAAAUUCGGACCCUGGCCCAGAACCCAGCCACCAACUCUGAGCACAGUGAGGAGGAGGCAGAAGCCAUCCGUACCCGGGCCACAGAGCUACUGGCUCUCCUGAAGAUGCCCAGUGUGGCCCAGUUUGUGUUCACACCCACUGCAGGCGUGUGCCAGCCCCGCUACCACCGAGACACCAACACGGCCCUGCCUCUGGCCCUGCACACUGUCAGCCGGCUGGUGGAGAAGGAGGCUGGCCUCUUGCCAGGUUGAAGGGACAGUCACCACCUGAACACUGGCUACAGCUUAAGAGCCUGAGCGGUCAGCCUGAUAUCAGAGCUGAGCUGCAGGCUUGGGUGACUAGAGUGGGGAGGAAGUGGACAUGGCCCUCAAGAUGACAUCGCUAGCUCCUGGGGAUGAGUCAUCCAGCCUUGUCCCUGUGGCUGGCUGCACUCAGCCUUGAGCAGCUGAGAGAUGACUGAGCACCGUUUCCCAGGCUGAGCAGAAGUGGCCCGGUCUGCUCACUGCUGUUAACUCAUUUCUAGAGUUAGGGGCAAGAAGCAGUACAGGAACAAUAAUAAACUUCAUAAAAUUGCUUAUGCUGGGCAGUGGUGGUGCAGCCCUUUAAUCCCACUCUCGGGAGGCAGAGGCAGGCGGGUCUCUGAGUUUGAGGCCAGCCUGGCCUACAGAGUGAGUUCCAGGACAGCCAGGGCCACACAGAGAAACCCUGUCUCAAAAAAUAAACAAACAAAACUGUAAUUAUGUGUAGGCGCAUGCACACACCACAGCACACGCAUGGAGAUCAGAAGACAACUUUGGGGAGUCCUCUUCUUCAUGUGGGUCCUGGCCGAUUGUGUGGCUUGGUAACAACCAAUUUUACCUACUGAGCCAUCUUGCCUGCCCCCAAAUAAACCUUUAAAAUGCUAUGUACAGCUGAAAUCCUCAGACUGAGAGAGAACCAGGGAGCCUGAGCAUGGCCUGGAGCCCGGCUCUUGCCCUUCCCACCCUGCCCUGUGUAUAGGGAAAUCCCUGGCUCUCUUGUUUGGCUCCAGUGUCCUGAUGUGAUGGAAGUCACAUGCUCAGGAGUUGAGGCUGUAGCUUAGCCAGUGAAGUGUUACUCAGCAGGCACAAAGCCCAGCGUAACCCAGGCAUUGUAGUGCAUACCUGUAAUCCCAGCACUUGGGAGGUAGAGGCAGGAGGGUCAGAAGUUCAAGGUCAUCCUUGACUAUGCAGCAAACUGGAGGGCAGCCUGGACUACAGAAGAAAUUGGGCCUGGAAGGCGACUCAGCACAUAAAAGGCUUUGCCACAUAAGCCUGAUGACCCACGUUUGACCCUGGACCCCAGAUAUAGAACCAGGUGCUGUGGUGUGCGCACACCUGUGGAGACAGCAUCCUUUUAAAGCUCACAGGCCACUAGCCUGGGGUAUACAGAGCAGCGGGAGAACAAGGUGGAAGGCAAGAACCAACUCCCAGAAGACAUGCUAUACCUUUUUAUGUGGAUAAGACAUUUUAAAAGCCAAAUAAAAUUCAAGUACUCACAAGGA